AUGAAAGAAGAACAGGGUCCAAUGUGAGUUGUCUUUUAAGUAGGGGAUUACCAAUGAAGUUAAAUUUUCGGUUUUAUUGAAAAUGUAGUCGUCCGCGUUUUCCUUAGGAACAAUAAAAGUACCGUCUGUCUUUUUUUGGAAAAGGAAAGGAUCGACGAGCCCUACGUUUGCCGUGCUCUUCCCCGUCAUUAUAGCUAAGCGUAAAAAAUCACAAAUAUUCCCAUUGGUUAACCACAUUUCAUUUCCUUCCCCAUGUAACAGUAUGGGCGCGGCUUUGUACCGGGAAGCUAGGUUCUUCAAAAAUUCUACAUCUUGUUCUGUACUGUUUGCACUCUCAGCAUCUUCUUCAUCGUUAAUCAUAUUUUCAGAGUUGGAGGUAUCUUGGGGUUCUUGGAGUGCCAAAGCUAUGAUCCUUUUUUGGGCGAUUUCGUUCAAAGAGUCAGAUAUGUAUGGGAUCGGCGGAACCUGAAUAUACGGUACAAUACAUCCGUCACAAUGGAAGGCAAGUUGGAAAUUUUAAGCUUAAAACUUAAUCACAAAUAAAGAGUUUACCUUUUCCUUUACUUCAGCUGGAUACCCCAACGUCGGUGGUGGCCUCUCCAUGCAGGACAUUCGAAGGGAUUCUGACUUCUUUUGA
Messenger RNA from Bursaphelenchus xylophilus (pine wood nematode), 637 nucleotides. The record is from the annotation of a GenBank genome assembly. Lineage: Eukaryota; Metazoa; Nematoda; Chromadorea; Rhabditida; Aphelenchoididae.